AUGUGUCUUCUUGGGGAACGUUUUGCUGACGCGAGGCUCCUUCUUCACCCAAUCGAAAACAAGGACAAAGGAAAGUACCAAUUUUUUGCAUCAGGAUUCUUACAACCUACUUUUCCUCUCUCCCCAACAGUGGUGGUGCAAGAGUUCGAGGUUCGCGUCUACGACGAGUAUGUGAUCCGGGGCAACACAGCCGUCCUUCGCUGUGUGGUGCCGCCCUUUGUCCGCGAUCUGGUAACAGUGACCGCCUGGGUACGAGACCACGCCCAUCACAUCUACCCUUCCCUGCACGGCGACGGGAAGUACCAGGCUCUCCUUGACGGCCGCCUUCUCGUGCACAAUGUGAAGGCAGGGGAUUCCUACUCCACCUACCGCUGCCGGGUCCUGCACACUCUUACCUCAGCCACCGCCGCCUCCAACAUCGCCCGGAUUAUCGUCAGUGACCCCCGCGAGAGGCAGGUCCCGAGGAUGGUUACCAAGUCUGGCACGGUCAAAGUCACGGAAUCCAAACCCCUGGUGCUGCCCUGCGUCGCCCACGCCCACCCCCCGCCCCAGUACAGGUGGUGGCAGGAACUUGGUGGUGAAAAAGUGCCUAUCAGUAGCAGCACCACAGCAGUAGUGGGCGGGUCGAGUGGACGGUUGGGUGCUGAUGUGGGUGGGGACUGGCGGAAGAUCGGUGGAGGAGUGCUGCUCCUCGACCCCGCCAGCCAGGGCUUGGGGGAGGACGCCGCCAAACUGGUGUGUGAGGCUUCCAAUGAGGCGGGGAGAGCCACGAUGGAGGUGAGCGUGGAGAGGGUGACGCCGCUCACCACCCACCUGACGCCUCGAGUGCUGGUGGUGGACGCUGGCGGGGUAGGAGUGUUCCGCUGCCAAGUGUCGGGUCCUCACUCCAGCGCCUCGCCCCACCCACAGCCCACCAUCACCUGGUACAAAGAUGGACAUGUGAUUAGCGCGGCAGGAAGAAUCUCCAUCACAGAGGGAGACGCAGUGCUGGAGGUGCGAGGCGUGGGCAGGGCGGACGCAGGCAUGUACCAAUGUUUUGUGCGAGGCGAUGAGGACACGAUGCAGGACGCCGCUGAGCUCCGCCUUGGGGCCUCGCCGCCUGAGCUGGAGUACAAGUUUAUCACCCAGACCCUCACGCCAGGGCCAAGUGUGUCUCUCAAGUGCAUUGCGUCAGGCACCCCGACACCCACCAUCUCCUGGGCUCUGGACGGCUUCCCGCUGCCUCAGAACGAACGGCUCGUGGUUGGGCAGUACGUCAACGUGCACGGAAAGGUGAUUAGCCACGUCAAUAUUACAAGAGUGAGGGUCGAGGACGGGGGCCGCUACUCCUGCACAGCCACUAACACCGCCGCCGCAGUGGUGCACUCCGCCCCGCUGCACGUGUACGGUCGGCCUCACGUACGACCCAUGGGCCCCGUCUCAGCCGUGGCAGGGGAGACUUUCCGUGUGCAGUGUCCCGUUGCAGGCUUCCCUAUCACGUCCAUCACCUGGGCCAAAGGCGGACGAGUGCUGCCGAUCAACCGCCGCCAGCGAGUGUCUGAGGCUGGCGAGCUAACCAUCAGCCAGGUGAGUCGCGCCGCUGACCAGGGGGAGUACACCUGCACGGCCACGAACAAGCAGGGCCACGCCUCCUCGCAGUCUCUACCUCUUCGAGUCGUAGAGCCGCCGCAAGUGUCGCAGUUCACCCUUCCUGAGUCCCUCCGUGCCGGCUCUCGUGUGGCCGUGCAGUGCGUGGUCGUGCAGGGAGACCCUCCCGUCACCCUGGCCUGGCUGCACAACGGAGCCCCGGCCCCCUCCACCCCCGGGGUCACCGUCACGCCCCUGGGACAGUACGUUCUAGCGCUGGUCAUCGAGAGGCUGCGGCAGGAACACUCCGGGAAUUACACCUGCCGGGCCAGCUCCCCCGCCGCCACCUCGGCACACUCAGCCACGCUCAGAGUUCACGUGCCGGCCAGGUGGGUGAAGGAACCUCGAGACGUGAGUGUGAUUCGAGGUGAGGAUGCCAUUCUCACCUGCCAGGCAACCGGCUUCCCCGAGCCCACCGUUACCUGGAGAAGAGCUCGGCCAGGACCAGCGAAGGGCAUGUACAGCAGCGUGGAUGUUGACGUGGGCGUGAGUCUGCCUCUGAGUCGAUCUUGGGGCAACGGAACACUGGUGGUGGGCUCAGUGACGGAGGAGGCGGAAGGGGACUACCUGUGUGAGGCCAAUAAUGGAGUAGGGACCGGCCUCUCGCAGAUCGUCAACUUACAAGUGCACGCGCCGCCAGUGGUGAGCGGGGACGGACGGGUGGAGGCACGGCGGGGCGAGAAUGUUAAGCUGCACUGUGAGGCUCGAGGGGACCCGCCCAUCAGCCUCUCGGUGGCCAGAGACGGCAAGCCCCUCGACACCAACGACUACAGGUACAACGUGGAGGUGAUGGACGGGGCGGAGGUACGGCCUGGCGGGGUGAGAGCCGAGGUGCGGAUAACGAACGUGGCACCGCAAGACUCCUCGGUCAUCGCCUGCACCGCCACUAACACCUACGGCAGCCACACGCACCACAUGGAGUUGAGGGUGCAGGACGCCCCUGAAGCGCCGCGGGACCUGAGGGUGAGUCGGGAGGGCAGCAGGGUCGGCUACCGUCACGUGGGCGGCGCCUCCCUCCCCCAACACGCCCAUCACUCACUAUGUCAUCCACCUGAAGCCCCAGAGCGCCUCAUGGGACAGCGUGAGCACCAGCCAGCUGAGGGCAGAGGGGGGCACCACCUCGGCAGUCCUCAACGACCUCCUGCCCGCCAAAGUGUACCAGAUCCGCGUGGUGGCCGUGAACAGCGUUGGGGAGUCUCCGUCCUCUGAGCCGCUAACGUUACGCACGGAAGGAGAGGCCCCGGGCGCGGCUCCCAUCAAGGUGCGAGCAGUGGGCGUGACUUCCAGGCAGGUAAAGCUCACCUGGGCACCACCUGACCCCGACACCUGGAACGGCCAGC
This is a messenger RNA of Scylla paramamosain (green mud crab), 2966 nucleotides long. Its product is annotated as cell adhesion molecule Dscam2-like. Lineage: Eukaryota; Metazoa; Arthropoda; Malacostraca; Decapoda; Portunidae. The record is from RefSeq and is a predicted model, not a curated record. Bases 1 to 2835 code for a protein of 944 amino acids. The transcript is spliced from 19 exons.